CAGCGCACGGGCAUGGCUACAGCCACGGCCGGCUCAUCCUCGCCGCCCACGCCGCACGCCGAUGAUUCGCCGGAGCCGUCGCUCCCCGGCGAGAAGGUGUACGUGGCCGUGGGGAGGGAGGUGGCCGAGUCCAGGGCCACGCUGCUCUGGGCGCUGCACAGGUUCCCCCGUGGCGCCGGCGCUGCCUCCUUCGUGCUGCUCCAUGUCUACUCGCCUCCCAAGCUCCUGCCCUUCCUGGGUGCCAGGAUUCCAGCUGCCCACGAUGGGGAGCAGGGGCUGACUGCAUACAAGGAGAUGGAGCUGCAAAGAGUCAAUGCCAGUUUGGAUCAAUACCGACACUUAUGCGCACAAGAAAAGAUACAUGCUGAGAAGUUGGUAGUUGAAUCAGAUGAUGUUGCACAGGGACUAGUGGAGCUCAUUUCUAAGCAUCAUGUUACUGUGCUUGUUAUGGGUGCAGCAUCUGAUAAGCAUUAUGCUAAGUAUGUGCCAAAGUUCUCAAUGAUAUUUUUUCUGCAGCAACACUUUUAUGUAUGAUAACUAUAGAUAAGCGUUUCCUAAUCAUAGCGAGGACCCAUGUAUUUGCAAGGUUGUAGAUUCAUACAUAUGCUUCAGAGAAAUGUUGGUUUGUACUCUAUUAGAUAAAUGACUAGCCUAUGCUCUACUUUGUAAGAAAUUUCCAUGUUUCUACUACUUUUCUAACUCUGAAUAAUAAGAUAUUCCCCAUUGGUUCACUAAAAGCUAACUCCUGGUUUCAAGAGUUCAGGAAAAUGAAGAUUCCGAAGUCCAGGAAAGCACGAUUCAUAGAACAGAAUGCAGAUCCUUCGUGCAAAAUUUGGUUUAUUUGCAAGGGAACACUGGUUUGCCGUAGGUAUGGUUCGUGAGCUGAGCAUACACUUUAAGUUUGUGCUUGCAGUUACAAUGAUAGUUUCUAGGCUUGAGUCCAUUUGCAUGUGUGAAAUGAGUAAAAACAUUAAUGUAGAUACCUUGAUUCGAAUUAGAUUUUUUUUGUUUCCUCUACACUAGGAAAGCUGUUCAGCUUAGCCAUGAAGAAAUGCAAGAAUGUAGACAAAGCUCUGGGGCCACACAUUCUUUGGACAAAUCAGCAAGUCUGUCAGAAAUGUGGUGUGUUGCAAACACAUGGCUAUGCAAAUCAAUCGGGGAGCAAUGGAUUGAAAGGACUACUUCAGACCCGUUCUACAUCAGUGGGAAGGAAAAUGUUGAAGAAACUAGUGAGUCCUGUGAUAAUUUCCAGCAUAUCCUCAGGGAGCUAGAGAGUGUAAGGCAAGAGGUUUAUGAAGAGAAAUGCAGACGUGAAAAAGCAGAAAGAGAAUUAUUUGAGGCUUUACAGAAAGCACAAGCCUCUGAAAAUUUGUACUUCCGUGAAAUGAAGCAAAAGAAUGAACUGGAAGAAAAGCUGACAACAAUAAUGGAAGAAAUUGAGAGUCUUACAGUAAGGACUGACGAACUUUGUGCAAAGCUUCAAGGGGAACGUGAGCAAAGAAUGGUCCUGGAGAAGAGAGGUGCCCAUUCUGAUCGUAUCAUCAAGGAUUUGAUGUUGCAGCGUGACAAAGCGCUGAGAGAGACAGAAAUGCUACGUGCGAAGAAAGGAGAGUCUAGUGCAACUACAGAGGGGAUGAUGCACAUUACGGAGUUAUCCUACUCAGAGAUUAAGGAAGCAACUAAUGACUUUGACCACUCAAUGAAGAUUGGAGAAAGUGUAUAUGGAAGUGUAUACAAGGGCUUUCUUCGGCACACCAACGUAGCUAUAAAGAAGUUGAAUCCUGAAACUACACAGACACAGUCACAGUUCAGUCAAGAGGUGGAAAUUCUCAGCAGGGUGCGGCAUCCAAACCUUGUCACUCUUAUAGGAGCAUGCAAGGAUGCUCAAGCCCUUGUCUAUGAAUACAUGCCAAAUGGAAGCUUGGAUGACCGGCUGGCUUGCAAAGAUAAUUCCAAGCCUCUUAGUUGGCAGUUACGAACCCAUAUCGCUUCUAACAUUUGCUCUGCGCUAAUUUUCCUCCAUUCUAAUAAGCCUCAUAGCAUUGUUCACAGUGACCUGAAAGCAUCUAACAUUCUUCUCGAUGGAAAUAAUGUAGCUAAACUCAGUGGUUUUGGUGUAAGCCAAAUAUUGACUGAUCAGUUCAAGGCCACGACUACCCUAUACCGUUAUACCCACCCAAAGGGUUCUUUUGUGUAUAUUGAUCCUGAAUACCUUAUCUCUGGUGACCUGACACCCGAAUCUGAUGUAUAUUCUUUUGGCAUCGUACUCCUACGCCUUUUAACUGGAAGAUCAGGAUUUGGUCUAUUGAAAGAAGUGCAGCAGGCUAUGGAAAAGGGUUGUUUGCAAGCAAUAUUAGAUUUAUCUGCUGGUGAAUGGCCUGCCAUGUAUGCUGAGCAGUUGGCUGAGUUAGGUUUGAGAUGCUGUAAAAUAAGAAGGAAAAAUCGUCCUGACCUGCAAACAGAAGCUUGGACUGUACUUGAACCAAUGUUCAAGUCUGCUUCGAUGAUGCUAUGUUCAUUGUCAUUUAAAUCAGUAUCAGAAGACCUCGGUGGUGUGCCAUCCUACUUCAUAUGUCCAAUACUGCAGGAUGUCAUGAGGGACCCUCUAAUUGCUGCAGAUGGUUUUACCUAUGAAGCUGACGCAAUAAGGGAAUGGCUGGACAGUGGUCAUCGGACAUCACCCAUGACAAACCUUGAGCUACCCCACUGUGAUCUUUUGCCCAAUCAUGCUCUCCGCUCUGCAAUUCAAGAAUGGCUGCAAACAAAUGGAGAUUAAUAUGUCUCUCUUCUUAUCAGGCAGCAUGAAAGGUGUUUGGACGGGGGUGAUUGAUAUUGGAAGUUUCAGGAUCUGUUUUAAAUGUAGACUAAAUUAUAUGGAUGUAAAUCAGAUGCCCUCCUACCCAACCAUGACCUUAGACUUAGACCACCCCCUCUAGCCACUCCGACCAUAAAACCUAGGUGUUAGAGCGGGGGAGAGGGGGGGCUUUAUCACUGGACCAACAUCCCCCCUACGACGAGCGAGCCGCGCCGCGCCUGUGGCUGCUGGUCUCAGCGAACCCCGCAGGGGAAAUCGCGCAGCGGAAGAAAUGCGUGGCCGGUGGAUUUCGAACCCGGGACCUGGCUCUGGUACCAACUUAGACUACCCCCUCUAGCUACUCCGACCCUAAAACUUAGGUGUUAGAGUGGGGGAGAGGGGGGUUUUAUCACUGGACCAACACUUAGCAAGGAGAUCAGUGCACAUAACAUGUUAUGCUGUAAGAUGUGUUUCUGUGCUACAUCAUGUUAAACAGGCACUACAACAAGAAUAAAGAAAUACACAAAAAAAAAAACGCUUUCCUGCGUCAAGCCAUAUACGCAGGUCUUUUUUUCGAGCUAUGCUUGUAAGUAAAAUAUAAUGAACCGGUGCUUAAUGUUGGACAGGAUUUUACAUAAUGUAAACUGUUUUGGUGAUCACCCUGUGCUGAGUUCUGAUUCUGAAUAAUGGCAGACUGGCCAUGCAUACUGCUGAGUGAAUAUUAAAUAUGGCGGGGACCUCUCUGACUGGUAAAUGGAAAGCGUUCUAAACUUGUGCAUAUUAGAACUUAGCCAUUCCCAAUAUAUCUUCAGUAGCACAUUGAUAUACUGUGUAGUUUGGGAAAAAGACGUGACAAAAGUACACGGAUAAUUUAAUCUCGCGAUGACCUUCCAUCAGUAAUGUCCAUUUGUUCAUUGCAGAACGUCAUGGGGGGUGGAUAAAAAAGGAUCUUUGUUUGAAAGUCGUGUCCAGUGCCCAGGUUUGUCAAAGUCUGACCCUGUGCAAAUCACAGGAAAUUCAGAAAGGCACAAUGUCACAGUCUCAGACGACUGACCAAAGCUGCCAGAAGCAAUCUGCUCAGAAGAAACUAACAAAAUGGAAUUGCGCGUGAUGAAAGCAACUGAGAUGGAUCCUCUGAAGCCGGUUAUCACGAACUACCUGUGGCGCCUUGCAUUUGCAAUUGAAUUGUCUGUCUGUCUGAUCAGAAAUUCUACCUGAAUUACUACAAGAAUUAUAUUACACAUGCUCAUGUACAAUCUCUUCUGGAACUCUGCAGCCGUUCAACAGCCCAUGACCAUGAGUAACUCCCAUGGAGUUCCCAAUGAAAAGAAGUUUCGGCCUCAAUCUUCACGUCGCCCAGCUCAAAGAAUGAUACCGGUAUAUGCUCUUCAGUCCGUGUUAAAAAAAAUUGGAGAUGUCCUGACGUGGAUUACUGUAUUGACAGCUUUGAGAGCAAGAAUGCUGUGAAAGGCACUCCUGGAGAAAGAACAAGGUCCAAAUGUCCAAUUGCCAUUCACCAGUGCACCAGAAUUCAAAGGAUCCAUACCAGACAGACAUAUCAUGGACAUUUCUUCUGCAGCUUGAAAGCAACCUGCUUUGAUGCUGUGAAAGCAUGGCUGCCUUGCCGGCCGGGGAGAUGCGAUAAAUGAAACUGUGAUAAUCGCCAUCUAAUUGGACGACUUCGUCGUGAAGCAUCAAAGGUCAGUCGCCGAGGACAGGCAUGUACUGCAACUUCUUGGAUUGGUGUAGAAUUUUUUGCACAACUCAUAGGCCAUACUGAAACUCUGAGACACCACGCUAGCUUCCGACCGACUUCCAUAGCUGAAGAAAAACCUUUUCCUCUUGCAUAUCAUACAAACGAUGAUGGAAAUUACUCCAAAGAAUUGGUCACUGAAACAGAAUACCACAAACAAGUGUAGUAUUUCGUUUUGUAAUUUGAGUUGGCUCCUGAAAAUGUUUCCUAAAUUGGAGCAAGACUUUUCUACUUGGGGCACGUAGCCAGACACUGACAUGACGUGCUGGAUGAUGCUGUACACGGUAUCCCACCAUAAGUAAACCAAAUCCGCGGCCACACUUCCAGCCUCUCCUCUUAUUUAGCUCUAUCUGAACUGACAAUUCCUAGGAAUAACAAGGCACAAAAGGGAUAAGGGCGAUGCUGAUACCAAUACCAAUACCAUGCGGUUGAAGUAAAAAGUGGCGCGACACGAAAAAGGUACCUGUAGGGAGCAAGCUGAGAAAGAUGGAUGAGGAAGAGGUACAUAUUGCGGUGGGGAAGAACUCAAGAAAGGAGAAAGCUAACAUACUAUGGACUGCUGCGAAUUUCCCGAGGGCCACCAUAGUUCUUGUCCAUGUUCACUGGCCCUCCAAGUGGAUGCCCUUCAUGGGUGGCAAAGUUCUUUACAAGUUUGCGGAUGAAAAGGAGAAGGAGAUGCAUAGAGGCAGAGAAACAAAAGCUAUGGUCAACAUGUUAUCACAGUACAAAAAUCUGUGUGGUACAAGAAAGGUUAGCGCACAUUAUCUCACACAUGAUGACACUGUUGCUGGUGUUGUGAACCUGGUAAAGAAGCUCAAAAUUAAGAGAAUCGUCAUUGGUUCAAGGAACAUGUCAAGGCAAGUGGCGCUUCGCCAAUGCUGUCAGGUUUGGGUGGUGCUCAAUGGAAAACACAUCUCCACCAGCAACGAUCACUUGGAGCACAGUGGAAAUAUUGGCUAUGGAGGCAGCUCAGAUAUUUUAGCAUCUAUACAUGAGCUAGGUGAGGAAUCUGAUGGGUACAUGACACCACCAAGUGACCUCGCUGAUGAAAUCAUGGAUGAUGAGGAACUGAAUGAAAUGGAUGAUUCUGAUCAAUUAGUAAUGGAAGAUGAAACAGUGACUGAACAAGGCACAGAGGAAUCAAUUGCUUCCGACGAGAUGGAAAACUCUGCUGAAGAGGAUGCUGACCAGUCUGAUGAGAUACAGAGUUUCAGAAAUAUAACUGAAAAGGCUGAAAAAAUCAUGGAGGAAAUAGACAGACUACAAAAGAAACUGAAAGAGCUUCAAGGAGAGGGCCCUAAUCGUGGUGCGAGGAGUUUGUCACCCAGACAAAUGGCUGCUUCGUUGAAGCGGAAGAGCCUAUCAGAACCUAGAUACCCAGAGUUUCAAAUUCCAGAGAACAUUGAACGAUUCUCAACGUCGCAGAUUGGAAAAGCGACCGAUCACUUCCACUCAAGAAAUUUAAUAGGAGAAGGAGGUUAUGGUCCAGUUUACAAAGGAAAACUGGGUGAGACACCAGUGGCUAUCAAGAUGCUAAAGCCCCAUGGUAGACAAGGUUUCCCUGAAUAUCAGCAAGAGGUGAUGGUGCUGAGCAAAUUGGAGCACCCGCAUAUCGUGAGGCUGACGGGCGUGUGCCCGGAGUCGUGCAGCCUCGUGUACGAGCACCUCCCCAACGGCACCCUCCUGGAGAGGCUCUCCAAGGGCCUCCCGUGGAAGGAUCGCGUCAGGAUCCUCGCCGAGCAGCGCUCGGCGCUGGUGUACCUCCACUCCAGGCGUCCCCACGCCAUCAUCCACGCCGACCUGAAGCUCACCAACAUCCUCCUGGACGCCGGCAACGUGAGCCGGCUGGGGGACUUUGGGACGGCGCGGGAGGUGCACGUGAAGCCGCUGGAGGAGGAGACCAUCGGCCGGCGCACCAACCCGAUGGGCACCACGGGGUACAUGGACCCCGUGUUCUUCAUGACCGGCGAGCUCACCACGCAGUCGGACGUGUACGCGUUCGGCGUGGUGAUUCUGCAGCUGCUCACGGGGCUCCUGGACCUCAACGUCGCGGAGCAGGCGCGCGAGGCGGUGAAGAUGGACGCCGUGCACAGCGUGCUGGACGUGUCCGCGGGGGCCUGGCCGGAGGUGCAGGCCGAGCGGCUGCUCAAGCUGGCGCUGAGGUGCUGCAGCCUGGAGAGGAAGCGCCGGCCGGCAAUCACAUCCGACGCCGAGUGGAGAUCGCUCGAGAUCCUACGGGCCAUGGCAACGCCAGCUAGUAAAUCCUGGAAAUGGAAUUCCCAUGGAAGCUGAACUUACUGAAUAUUGUAUUAUUGUACAGUAUAUCGACUUCCUAGUAUGUUGCUGCAAAUACCAUGAAAACUAGUAUUAGGUAGUAAUCCAACAGUAGUAUUAGCUAGUAAUUCUCUUGUGAUUAGAUAAGCAUAUCCAAGAAUAAAUCUGAAUUAGAACAUAUUGUAAACAUUUAGGAGUACAGUAGAAACAACAGUGUGAAUGAAAGAACUUAAGCAAAUGCUAGAUGCAGUCGCAAUUGGUUAACCAAGAACUCUGCAGGUGCAUGGUAUUUUUUCAGAACGUGCACCAACAUCUGUUUAGGAUCCCUUGCAGCAUGCAGCAAUACAUACUGUAAAGUUAUGC
This is a messenger RNA of Panicum virgatum (switchgrass), 7184 nucleotides long. Its product is annotated as U-box domain-containing protein 33-like. The transcript has 16 exons. The coding region runs from base 5034 to 6839 and encodes 601 amino acids. Lineage: Eukaryota; Viridiplantae; Streptophyta; Magnoliopsida; Poales; Poaceae. Gene Ontology annotation, molecular function: protein kinase activity; ATP binding. The record is from RefSeq and is a predicted model, not a curated record. Gene Ontology annotation, biological process: protein phosphorylation.